UAAGUUAAUUGAUUGCUAUAUUUACGUUCAGGACUUUCAAUGUAUAUUAUAGAAAUAGUAAAUAAAAAAAUUAUAUACGUUUCAUGUAAUUAAAAUGGUAGACCAGCUGAUCCACCCGAUGGAAACUGGUGAAUCAAAAUGGCGACAAGCGCCGAAGCAGAAGUAGAGAAAAUGAAACUUUUAGAAGAGAGAAUCAAAGCACCGUCGAUAUGGGGUCGUGUGCCGUGUGGUAUUAGGUUCGAAGAUUUACAGGAUAAGAGGUAUGAAGAUGCUGUAAGGUUGUUGAAGAAGCAUUACUUGCCUGAAGAGAUCACGUAUAGAUCUGUCAAAAUUGCUGAAGACCAGGAAGGUACUGAUGAAUUCGUACACAACCUUCGUAUAUGGAUGAAGGAUAAAGUUUCCAUGGCUGCUGUUAAAGAGGGAACAGAGAAACUAGUAGGCGUACUUAUAAUGAGGAUACAGGAAAAGAGUGCAUUUUCCCGUACAUUCAGCCGCGUGAAACUGACACAUAAUCCAUUGUACACUACUGUGAUGACAUUCUACAAUGAAGUGGAAAAACCAGUUUGUCUAUUCCAAAAAUUAGGUGUAAGGAAGUACUUCAAAAUUUACGUAUUGGCGUUGAAAAAUAGAUACAGACAUAGAGGCAUAGCAAAGGAAAUGCUUAAAGCAGCUAUACCACUAGCAGCAAGCGCCAACGUGCCAGCAAUUGCUGGAAUAUUUACCACUGGUCGCACACAACAGAUUGCUGACGAACUGGGCUUCUUGAAGUUUAAUGAAAUCUACUAUAUUAGAUAUUUGAUAGAUGAACAGAUUAUAUUCGGGGAUACUGGUCUUGGUAACUACGGUGCAGCGCUGAUGGGCUACCGGAUACCAAAUGUGGUGGAGCCUCAGGAGUUACAAGCACAGCCUUCAUCACGGUUCAACAUACAGGCGAUUAAUGAUGAUGAUGAUGAAGGCGAUGAAUUAUGAUGAUUUCUUUGUUAUAAGUACAAUGUUGUUAUAACUGAAUAUGUUUUAUUAAAUAAAAUAUUAA
Achroia grisella is the source of this 1033-nucleotide messenger RNA. RefSeq lists its product as uncharacterized. Bases 139 to 969 code for a protein of 276 amino acids. NCBI's taxonomy places the organism in Eukaryota, Metazoa, Arthropoda, Insecta, Lepidoptera, Pyralidae. The transcript is spliced from 7 exons. Gene Ontology annotation, molecular function: N-acetyltransferase activity. The record is from RefSeq and is a predicted model, not a curated record.